AUGCGCGCGCCCGCCAGGCUCCGGCGCGCGCUCGGUCGUCCUCCGUCCCCGGGCCUCCCAGCGACCCUCGGGCCGGCCUUCCCCACCUGCGGAGCAGGGAUUUUUCCAGCUCCCUCCGGCCUCAUUCCGCGUCAUCUCGGGAGUGCUAGUUCGCGCUUCCGAAAGCCUCCCGCGGAGCCCCUCAGGGCGGCCGCAAUUAAUGGAUGCCUGGAAGUUGACCUACAUCCAUAUUCAGAAAUGUUUUGCCACCUGAGACCUUUGAGGAGGCUGUGUCUAGAGAAGAUGUUCCCACACUCCUUUCUGUACUCAAGAGCUCUGUCAGGAGCUGAAGCCGUCAACGCCUUGAGGCCGUUCUACUUUGCAGUGCAUCCAGAUUUCUUUGGCCAGCACCCCAGAGAAAGGGAAGUCAAUGAAAAUUCUCUGAAGAGAUUAAGUGCCUACUUAGAAAACCUCCAGAAACCAGGCUUCAAGUCUUUGAAACCCACUCAGCUUACAUUUUAUAUAAGAGAAACAGACCAGAAUCCCUCUGAUGGCCAGGAAAACCUUAGUACUUCCGGAUUUCGAGCAGUCAAAUUUACUUUGCACACCAGAGAUCUGCUAAGCACAGUAUUAUAUAUUCUCAACUCCUGCAGUUUAUCUGUUGAACAUAUCCAAAGCUUGAACACUAAUGUACGUUCCCAGCCUCUCAAAGAAGUUAAAAGGACGUCAGACAGGCCCAUCAAGUGGGACAAGUCUUACUACUCCUUCACUGGAUUUAAGGAUCCUGAUGAAGACCUUGAGCAAGUCUCGAGAAUGGAAACAACCUUAACAUCCUGGUUAGAUAACAAUGGAAAAUGUGCUGUUAAAAAGCUGAAGAACAGUUUGCCACUUAGGAAAGAACUAGAUCGUUUAAAAGAUGAACUCUCUCAUCAAUUGCAACUCUCAGAUAUCAGGUGGCAGAGGAGCUGGGGCAUCGCCCACCGCUGUAGCCAGCUGCACAGUUUAGGCCGCUUAGCACAGCAGAAUUCGGAAACACUCAGAAAAGCAAAAGGGUGCACCAUCAUAUUCACUGACCGCUCCGGCAUGAGCGCAGUGGGCCACGUGAUGCUAGGAACCAUGGAUGUCCACCACCACUGGACAAAGCUUUUUGAAAGGCUGCCAAGCUACUUUGACCUACAAAGGCGGCUGAUGCUUUUAGAAGACCAAAUAAGCUACCUUUUAGGUGGCAUUCAGGUCGUCUGCAUUGAAGAACUGCAGCCAGUACUGACCCUGGAGGAGUACUACUCGCUUCUUGACGUGUUCUAUAGCCGAUUAGUGAAAACCAGAGUACUGUUCCACCCUCGGAGUCUGCGCGGCUUACAGAUGAUCCUUAACAGUGACAGAUAUGCCCCAAGCCUGCAUGAACUCGGGCACUUUAACAUCCCAGUGCUCUGCGAUCCAGCAAAUCUCCAGUGGUUCAUUCUCACCAAAGCACAGCAGGCAAGAGAGAACAUGAAAAGAAAGGAAGAGCUGAAGAGCAUUGAGCAGGAGUUGAUAGAGGCUUCGGCAAAGAGGUUCUCCCUGGAGAAGCUGUACAAGGAGCCCAGCAUCUCGAGCGCGCAGAUGGUGGACUGCUGCACAAGACUCCUGGAGCAGUCGCUGCCUUCCCUGCGCGGCAUGCACCUGUGCGUCUCCCACUUCUACUCCGUCCUGCAGGACGGAGACCUGUGUAUUCCCUGGAACUGGAAGAAUGGAGAAGCCAUUAAGUAACACAGAGACCUGUUUUAUUUUUUUAAAGCCAUAAGAAAGAAGCUGUUAAAUGAAGCUUAUUUAAAUCCACAGUUUAAUACAACAGUAUUAUUUACAUAUUACAAAAACAAAAAUUUCUAGAUGCUGCUUUAAAGGUAGACCUUUUUUUUAAUUAAUUUCUGCUAGAAAAUCUGUUUUGAAAAGGUUUUAUCUCCCAGUUUUACCAUGUGGGCUGACAAACCUAGGUAAAAAGAGGUUAGGAGAAAGAACAUAUUUUUAGAGAUAUACAAAUGAAUGAUUCUACAAGAGUUGUCUAUUUUUAUAAAUGUAAAUGAGGCUGGACAAGUGUGUGUGCGUGCGUGUAUGUGUGAGAGAGAGAGGAUAUAAGAAAAGUCUGAAGGGAUCUCCUACAUGUAACAUGACUCAACAUGCAUCGUUAUGGUUAUGUCUCUCAUGUACAAAUGCACACACAUUAUUUUGCAGCCAGCAAGGGACAGCUGAUGUCCAAAACCAAUGAUGGAUAAGUAGAAAAAAUUAGAUAAUCGAUUUUUGCCUCAGAGAAAAAGGAACAAGAUCAGCUGAAUCCAUGGGGCGGACAGUGUCAUGAGCAGUGUGACAUAUUCAGUGACAGAGAAUUUAGUUGUAAACCCAUCAUUUCUCCUCCCGAUUAAAAAACUAGCCGUUGCCAGCACCAAACCAGCAGACAGGACACUUGUCUGAAACCCUGAAGGAGGGGAUUCGUUGGUGCCCAUGGGCACACACCGUCAGGAGAAUUCUGGCCUGCAUCCCAGAGAGCUGCGAGGAGUCGCGUGGAAUGUAAAAUGGCUCACACCGCUCAGGACUUCUGUGCCCCCAGCCCCCACCUUCCUGUCCCUACCGACAUUUGAAUCCCCUGGUUAGCCCUGCAGGGUACAGCGUCCCCAGCAGAGCCAGAGAUCAGAUGUACGGGGUGCAGCUCCCUCUGCAGUUACCCCGCCAUUCCUUCAGGUCAUAUUUUAAACCAGAUCCAGGUCCUUUCUCAAGGAGACAAGGUGAAUCCCAGUGCAGGACACUGUUUUUGUGGCUUUUGCUGCUGAAGAAAUCGGAAUUUUUUUCCACAGUACACUGUUAGAGUCAGUUAACUGAGGUAUGUUUUAAUCUCAGCCAUGGAUUAUUUAAGUAGUUGGAAUUCAAAUGUGUGUUCAUCAGAAGUGUUGAUUUAUUAUAAUUGUGCCUCUUGGCUGUACAACUUGAACAUCUCCAGUCUGAAAUGCCCUCAAAUCCAAAAUGGUUUGAGCAUCGACAUGAUACCACAGUAGGAAAUUCUACAGCUUGAACUUUGUUCCAUGUACAAAAUUAUUAAAUGUUGUAUAAAAUUGUCUUCAGUCUGUGUGUAUAAGGUAUAUAUGAAACAUAAAUGAAUUUCAUGUUUAGAACUGGGUCCCACUCCCAAGAUAACUCAGAACAUCUGAAAUCCAGAACUCUUCUGGUUCCAAGCAUUUUGGACAGGGGAUAUUCAGCCUGUACUGAAAAUCUGUUUUCUAAUGUAACAAAUGCUGUCACCUGUAACAAUUUCCCACAACCAAAUAAUGAGUGAAAAAUUAAAACUUCACAUAAGAAAAAUAAUCAAAA
Messenger RNA from Oryctolagus cuniculus (rabbit), 3318 nucleotides. It is a transcript of the gene TCAIM, whose product is annotated as T cell activation inhibitor, mitochondrial. Gene Ontology annotation, cellular component: mitochondrion. The record is from RefSeq and is a predicted model, not a curated record. Lineage: Eukaryota; Metazoa; Chordata; Mammalia; Lagomorpha; Leporidae.